This is a messenger RNA of Soboliphyme baturini, 463 nucleotides long. Lineage: Eukaryota; Metazoa; Nematoda; Enoplea; Dioctophymatida; Soboliphymatidae. The record is from the annotation of a GenBank genome assembly.
UGUGGUCGCGACAUGAGUUUGCCAGCAUUCUUUUUUCCAUAGCUCUCUCUGUGACUUUGCUUAUACUUUUCGAAAGUAUCACAUUACGAAGUAUCCAACGCUGAAAAUUUUUCGAUAUGGUGAAUUGGUCAAAAAGGAAUACCGUGGGCAACGAUCUCGCGAAGCUUUAUUGAAGUUUGUCGACAAACAGCUCCACGAUGACAUUACUGUGUAUCCGUCGAUCGACAAGUUGCUGGCAAACCUUGAUGUAAGCAACGUUACGCUAAUAAUCUUCAUGUCACUGUCGUUUGCAAUGUUGUCAUCUGAUGAAAUGCGGUCGGUAUCUGACUCCUACUGCUGUCUGAUCAGCCAGUCACAUGUAAUAAGUUGUGUACAGCGUUUCACCGCAAGUUUGUAUCUGUGUAAUUCUCAAAUAGUCGUCGGUAUCCGCGUUUUGUUCUAUCAGAGAUGUUACCUGUUGUAA